This is a messenger RNA of Debaryomyces fabryi, 1323 nucleotides long. RefSeq names its product bifunctional cysteine synthase/O-acetylhomoserine aminocarboxypropyltransferase (gene MET15). Gene Ontology annotation, biological process: transsulfuration. The record is from RefSeq and is a predicted model, not a curated record. The coding region runs from base 1 to 1323 and encodes 440 amino acids. NCBI's taxonomy places the organism in Eukaryota, Fungi, Ascomycota, Pichiomycetes, Serinales, Debaryomycetaceae. The transcript has a single exon. Gene Ontology annotation, molecular function: pyridoxal phosphate binding; transferase activity, transferring alkyl or aryl (other than methyl) groups.
AUGCCUUCACAUUUUGAUACACUUCAAUUGCACGCUGGACAACCAGUUGAGAAACCUCACAAGCCUAGAGCACCACCAAUCUAUGCUACUACAUCAUACGUCUUUGAUGAUUCUAAGCAUGGUGCUCAAUUAUUCGGUUUAGAAACCCCCGGUUACAUUUACUCGCGUAUUAUGAACCCAACUAACGAUGUCUUUGAACAGAGAAUGGCAGCUUUGGAACAUGGUGUUGGUGCAGUUGCUACUUCUUCCGGUCAAUCUGCACAAUUCUUGGCUAUUGCAGGUCUUGCUCAUUCAGGCGAUAAUUUCAUUUCUACAUCUUUCUUAUAUGGUGGUACUUACAAUCAAUUCAAGGUUGCGUUCAAAAGAUUAGGAAUUGAAGCUAAAUUCGUUAAUGGAGACAAGGUUGAAGACUUUGCUAAGCUUAUUGAUGAAAAGACCAAAGCUAUCUACAUAGAAACAAUUGGAAACCCAAAGUACAAUGUUCCAGAUUUUGAAGCAAUUAGUAAGUUAGCUCAUGAUCACGGUAUUCCAGUUGUUGUUGACAAUACUUUUGGUGCUGGUGGUUAUUUGGUUAACCCAAUUGACCACGGUGCAGAUAUUGUCGUCCACUCUGCUACUAAAUGGAUUGGAGGACACGGUACCACCAUCGCCGGUGUUAUCAUAGAUUCUGGUAACUUCCCAUGGGAAAAACACCCAGAAAGAUUCCCUCAAUUUUCUAAGCCAUCCGAGGGAUACCAUGGCUUGGUCUUAAAUGACGCUUUAGGAAAGGCUGCUUUUAUUGGCCAUGUUAGAAUCGAAUUGUUAAGAGAUUUGGGUCCAGCUUUAAAUCCAUUUGGUUCAUUCUUAUUAUUACAAGGUUUAGAAACUUUGUCAUUACGUGUCGAAAGACAAUCAUACAACGCUUUGAAAUUAGCUCAGUACCUUGAAAAAUCACCUUACGUUGAAUGGGUUUCUUACUUAGGGUUACCAUCACACGAGUACCAUGAAAGAAGUAAGAAAUACUUGAAUAAUAAAGAUAUUUAUGGUGGUGCUUUAUCAUUUGGUGUUAAAGAUUUAGGUGAAAAUAAAGAAGAUCCAUUCCAAGAAGCAAGUCCAAAAUUUGUUGAUAAUUUGAAAGUUGCUUCUAACUUGGCCAAUGUCGGUGAUUCCAAGACAUUGAUCAUUGCACCAUACUACACUACACAUCAACAAUUAAGUGAUGAAGAAAAGAUUGCUUCUGGUGUUUCGAAGGAUUUAAUUAGAGUUUCUGUAGGUACAGAAUUUAUUGAUGACAUUAUUGAAGAUUUCGAACAGGCUUUCAAGACAGUCUUUGAGUCCUCUUAA